Molecule: messenger RNA, 1615 nt
Organism: Mytilus trossulus (common blue mussel)
Lineage: Eukaryota; Metazoa; Mollusca; Bivalvia; Mytilida; Mytilidae
Product: GTP:AMP phosphotransferase AK3, mitochondrial-like
Exons: 5
Coding region: 110-784 (224 amino acids)
Biological process (GO): nucleobase-containing compound metabolic process
Cellular component (GO): cytoplasm; mitochondrion
Molecular function (GO): ATP binding; AMP kinase activity
Source: RefSeq, a predicted model, not a curated record
ACUAUCGCAAACCCUGUAAGGUCAAAAUCUAUGACGUUUGACUUGUGGGUUAUCACAAAUCAAUGACAAUAACUGUUUCUUUAACACAUUUAAUAACACGAACAACCAAAUGAUUUCAAAAAUAUUUAGAGCAGUUAUAAUGGGCCCUCCUGGUUCAGGCAAGGGCACCAUAUCAACAAGAAUUGUCAAAGAUUUCAACAUGAAACAUUUAUCAAGUGGGGACUUGCUAAGAUCUCAGAUUUUAAAUAAAACUACUGCCGGCCAGUUAGCUAAAGAUUAUAUUGACCAUGGGAAGUUGGUUCCUGACAAUGUCAUGGUGGACUUGAUUUUGAAUGAAUUACAGAACAUGAAAUCUCACAGCUGGCUGUUAGAUGGAUUUCCAAGGACAGUUACACAGGCCGGUGCUCUACUGAAGAAGGAACCAAUAGAUGUUGUUGUCAAUUUAAAUGUUCCUUUUGAGGUUAUUAUUGAUAGAAUUAAAGGAAGAUGGACUCAUGCACCUAGUGGCAGAAUAUACCAUACAGAGUUCAAUCCCCCAAAAGUCCAGGGUAAAGAUGAUGUAACAGGAGAAGACUUGAUACAAAGAGAUGAUGAUAAACCAGAAACUGUCAGAAAACGUCUAGAAACAUAUCAAAAUAAUACACAACCUGUACUGCAAUAUUUUAGAGACCAUGGACUGUUAGAAGAAUUUGCUGGGAGAUAUUCCAAUGAAAUAUGGCCAAAAGUACAUUCCUUUUUAUCCACAAAGACUGAACCAUUGCAGUAUACACAUUAUGGAGAAUGAUUAGUUUGAGUUAUCUCCCUUUGAAUGAACACAUUUGUGCAAAGAUAAUCUCAUGUACCAUACACUUUUGUGUAUGUUCUAUAUCUGGCUCGUAAACCACACUAUUACAUAAUAUACCUAUUAGUUAUGGAUGCCUAUUUUGAAAAACAAGAACUGUAUGAAACUAUGAUUACUUGGACCUAAAUGCAAAGUUUACAUGAACAUGUCAAGAGAAAAACCUAGAUCAUGACAAAACUAUUAUUGAAUCAGUACAUCAUUUCAGAAAAGUCUUCCAAGUGUUAUAUUUCUCCAGUCAUUACCACUAUUUUCUGGAAAAGAUUAUUAUAAGUAUGCAGUCAUAAAAUGUCAUUGAUUUUCCAUUAUUUCCCUACAGCAUACCAAAAUGUUAAACAUGUUGAUAAUACUUUUUGACUACAGUUAUAUUUAUAAAAGUAUUAUUAUAAUGCUUUUUUUUAUAUUUUUAACUUUUUUGAUAAUAAUGACAAUCCUGUUUUGAAUGUUUUUUUGCAUCAAUUUAUUUUAUUAACAACAUGAAUGAUAGUUUUUUGUAUGUCUAAAUGCAGACUUAUAUACUGAAAUACUGCUAAUAUCUCAUUAUUACUUAUUUCAGCCCUACUUCUUUAUUUAGGAGGGUUUUUUACCUGUCACUAUAUAAUGUAACUUUGAGUAUUUCAGAUUCUAAAAAUUUUGUUAAAACUUUUGUGGUGUGCUCAUAUUUGUGUAUAUAGAUAAAAAUGAAUCAAGUAUUUACUCCAACUGGUUGUGGUUUGAAUAUAACCAAGUGCUAGUCAUUGUUAUAAGUAUAUCAAAUAUGUUUAUAUAUAUAUAUAU